Molecule: messenger RNA, 492 nt
Organism: Colletes gigas
Lineage: Eukaryota; Metazoa; Arthropoda; Insecta; Hymenoptera; Colletidae
Exons: 7
Coding region: 1-492 (163 amino acids)
Source: RefSeq, a predicted model, not a curated record
AUGGACGCCGCGAAAUUCUACAGACACCAUCCACCGAGUUUCGGGCCCAGUUGGCUGAUCUAUCGAUUGUUGCUGGCUGACGCGAAACUGAGACGCGCGAUCAAUUUGGGCACGCACUGCUGGUUCGUCACGUGUCUCACCUGGGUUAUGAUCCUGAUCGUCCUCGUCUUCUUGCUCGCGGGCACCAGGGCGACCGCCACGAUCGAAAAGGAUUUUCUGACGCUGAGAAAGGAAACGGAGAAGAAAAUCCCGCGAAAGAAAAGCGUGACGGACAUCAGACCAGCUUACAACUGCAUUCAAAAGCACCUGCAGCAGACCGACGUGUUCCAGGAGAAGACGAAGAAAAUGAUCCGCAAGGAACGCUUGGAGCUGGAAAUCUUGGGCAGCAGAAUCAACUGUAUCAACAAAUUGUUAAAACCAGAGGCGCAGUCUGAAUGGCGACGAAGCAAGUUACCGAAAGUGUAUUAUCGUUUCAUUAACUCAUCGAAGUAA